Peronospora matthiolae is the source of this 252-nucleotide messenger RNA. NCBI's taxonomy places the organism in Eukaryota, Oomycota, Peronosporomycetes, Peronosporales, Peronosporaceae. The record is from the annotation of a GenBank genome assembly.
AUGUUUGCGUGCGUGCUGCCACGAAACUUUUGGGGUGACGCCGUCCUCUACGCUGUCUACGUUAUCAGAAGAAGUCUGUCGCGAGAGAAUGAGAAGCGAGCGUCACUGCUCGAAAUACUCACUGGCGUGGCACCGGACCUGCGGAAGAUAGUGGUGUUUGGAUCGCACUUUCAUGUGUACUGCGACCCUGGCAAAGACUCGUUGCAACAGCGCUCGCAGAUAGGCACCAUUAUCGGCAUCGCGGAGAAAUAA